This is a messenger RNA of Selaginella moellendorffii, 1248 nucleotides long. Its product is annotated as E3 ubiquitin-protein ligase AIRP2. Gene Ontology annotation, molecular function: ubiquitin protein ligase activity. NCBI's taxonomy places the organism in Eukaryota, Viridiplantae, Streptophyta, Lycopodiopsida, Selaginellales, Selaginellaceae. Bases 330 to 1079 code for a protein of 249 amino acids. The record is from RefSeq and is a predicted model, not a curated record. Gene Ontology annotation, biological process: protein ubiquitination. The transcript has 5 exons.
CUUCUUUGCGUUCCUCGCAGCGUCUGGGCGGGGUCGAUCGCCAAUCGCAUCGCCCGUGGGGUAGGCCUUUUGUGGGAAUUCCCGAUUUUCUUGCGGGAUUGUUUCCUUUUUUUCUCGUUGCUGGAUUUCUUUCCUAGAGCGGGGAGAGAGAGGAGGGAGAGCUAUGCACCCCAAAUGCGGUACUUGCCAAAGAGAUAGGGCUCCGGGGAAGAAGGGAAAGGGAUUGGAUGGCAGAGGUUCCAAUCCACAGUGGAGGCAGGGAUUCUCCGUGAAGUGAAUCGAGGAAAAAAUCCAAAAUUAAGAACUAGUGAGAGGGGGUUACUUGCGAGAUGAUCCUUGUGACAAAGCGCCAUGGCAAAUCUUUCAAGGAGUCUCUCAAGUCACUCGAGGCGGACAUCCAACACGCCAACACAUUGGCAUCCGAGUUUCCAAGAGGAUACGAUGGCGCUUGCCUCCAGAUGAGGCUCUCUUACAGCCCCGCGGCGCAUUUCUUCCUCUUUCUCGUUCGCUGGACGGAUUGUAGCCUCGCCGGAGCUUUGGGCCUGAUAAGAAUUCUCAUCUACAAGGUUUAUGUGGAUGGCACAACCACCAUGUCCACGCACGAACGAAAAGCUAGCCUACGGGAGUUCUACGCGUAUAUUUAUCCUUCUUUGCAGCAGUUGCAAGGUGGGAUCACGGAAGUGGAGGCGAUCAAGCAGCGCGCCGCGUGCCUGGAGAAGUUUAAGCGGAAAGGCGACGAGGAACGGGGGCGGAUGAGCGAUUUGGACGUGGAGCGGGAGCAAGAGUGUGGGAUUUGCCUCGAGGCCAACAGCAAAAUCGCGCUGCCGGGAUGCAAUCACGCAAUGUGUAUACGAUGCUACAGAGAAUGGCAUUCGAGAGCUCAAUCGUGUCCGUUUUGCCGUGACAGCUUGAAGCGAGUGAAUUCGCGGGACUUGUGGGUUUUCACCGAUGUUUCCGACUCGCAGGACAUGGUGGAACUGUCGCGGGAGAAUUUGCAGCGGCUGUUCAUGUACAUUGACAAGCUGCCACUGCUCAUCACCGACAGCUUAUUCACGAUCUACGACUCCCACAUCAAGUGAAAACCCCGAAUCCCAAGAGCAAAAGAUCAUACAUCAAAGUGAAACUCCAAAACCAAGAACAAAAGAUGAUAGGUCCGAUCGAUCGAUCCAGGCAUUCUUCAAUUCAUAGGCACACAAUUCAAGUUCCAUGCGCUGUAAAUUAAUAUAUGAAAAGUUAUACGGUGUUUUC